This is a messenger RNA of Cladophialophora immunda, 1173 nucleotides long. RefSeq lists its product as uncharacterized. The transcript has 3 exons. The record is from RefSeq and is a predicted model, not a curated record. Lineage: Eukaryota; Fungi; Ascomycota; Eurotiomycetes; Chaetothyriales; Herpotrichiellaceae. The coding region runs from base 419 to 820 and encodes 133 amino acids.
CAUCUAGUCGCUGCGCCCUAAACUCUCCCAGUGGUGGCCAGUCGUGCCAGUUCCUCAGGGACCAUCUUGACCGGUGAACCCCUUUUGCUAGGAUGCUGGGCGCGACAAUCUCGUCAAGGAUGCGGUCUGCCUCAGAUGGCAGACAGGCAAUCACGACCUCUACUCCUCCUCCAUCGCACCUGGGCAGACGGCAUGAACCAGUCUGCCUGAGGCUCAGCGCACUUCUUGCUCCCCAAGGCUUCCUUCACUUGACCUGCAUCAAGUGACUCAUUCGUUGAUUUCGAUCUGCUGCCUGUACGACUCAUACGCAACUGCAACUAUAUCAAUAUCUCGACAUCUUGGUUUCGCUUUUUGGCCCUUCGUUGUCCUCCUGUCCACCUCUUUCUUUACACGAUAUCAUACACGACCGAACGAUACAAUGAGCGCAUCCAACGAAGCCAAUCCCGAUGCGGGCUGGCAACCCAAAGGGCGCCCCCAAUCAACAAUCGCCCUUGACUUCUCUGCUGCCCUGGACGAUCUUUUCAAGCUCAACGGCAUUGGCGCACUGGAGGAAUCUGUGGUUCAGAAACAAGACACAGUCCUCUCCCAAAGAUACGAACUCGAGACACUCGAGACAAAACUGCGCGAAGCAGAUGAGAAGCUGAAACGCCUUGAAGCAAACCACAGACGGCAGCAAAGCCAAAUGAUCACCAAGCAGAAACCCGUGUCUGCCGAUACUUUCAAUGCUGCAGACAAUGAAACGGAGGAAGACAGCUCCGGAGACAGUGACGGUCAACAAGGGAGAUCUCCUUCGUCAGGGAGAGCUCAUGGGACCGGAUAGGAUCUCCCAAGAACAUGACUGCCGGUUCCUGAUUGUUCACUCAUGCCAAUCCCCGGUGUUGCUACAUAAAUGACGGUUGGGUUCGUACCUUGUUUGGCUUUGGGCUCGCAAACAUACCCUUUUUGUGUUAUGAUGCAUUGGGUAGAAAUCAGGCUGUUUUGGCGUUUAGGGUACAAUGAGGCUUCUCACGGUCCAGAGAGAUCGAAGAAUCUGCCUUCGUUGGACACAUCUGUAGAGAGUACUCCAUUGCUCUAAUCCUAAUGGUACAGCGACGAGAUUCGCUUCUCACAUUUUGCUCUUCGGCGGCGAGGUCUUGGUGAUUACAUGACAUGUGUGGCUAUUUCUGAUGUCUC